Molecule: messenger RNA, 1473 nt
Organism: Symbiodinium pilosum
Lineage: Eukaryota; Dinophyceae; Suessiales; Symbiodiniaceae
Source: the annotation of a GenBank genome assembly
AUGAAGGAGCCAGGCGUGAAGGAGUUGGCGCGCGAAACCUAUUCGGACAAGUUUCAGCACAUGGUCGAAAUUGGUGCCAGGCAAGCGGCUGGGCAGAUCGAUUUGGCGUUGCUAAUGCGCGCUUCCAUUGCCAACAACCACUAUGACGUCCCCGGGCAGGCAGGGCCGCUGAGGUAUCAGUCCCCCAAGCUGGCGCGACAAGUGAUACCAGGCCGUGGUCAAGGCAUGAUUGCUACAGCAGACAUUGCACAGGGUGAGCUGUUAAUCUGCGAGCGGCCCCUGGACCUCAUCCGCCCAGGAGAUGCUGACUGGGCCUAUGGUGCAGAUCUCGAGGAGGCGCUUACCCAGCGCUUGACUCGGAGGAGCCUGCAUGAGGCCCAACUGAUCGAAGACGUGUGCACGCUGUUCGAUGGCGAGGGGUCGGAUGGUCCUCGCUGGGUGCCUCACCCCUGGCAGCCCGAGGACUUUGCUGUGCCGAUGCCUGCCGGUGCUGGCACGCCAGUCCUGGAACGCCGCCUUGGCCGAAUUGUGAAGCACAACGCCCACCGCUGGCCAGGCUGUCACCCGCAGACGUUGACACCCAUGCCGGGAUUAGGAUUGUGGCUUGUGCCACCUAUGGUAAAUCACGCACUGGAGUCGGACAACAGGCCGAACACAGCGCACGUCUUCAUCGGGGAUGUGAUGGUAUUCCGAGCAACUGUUCCGAUCCAAAAGGGCGAGGAAAUUCUGGAUCGUUACAGCACGCCGCUCGCAGAUCGAUUUCAGUGGACACUGCAUACUCUGGCAGCCCAUGGCAUGCGUGACGCAGCCUACGAGGCAGCAGCUGUCCGCUGGGAAGAGCCGCUAGAGGGCCUCGGAGCAGGCGCCAUCUCCGAAACGACCUUGUCAAGCUCGCGCAAGCUGAUGCUGGACAGCCUGCAAAGGAUGGAGAGCAAGGAGGUGUGGAUCAAUGGCCUGCAGACCGUCAGCCGGGACGAAUAUCAGGAGCUCAAGGAACGUUACUUUGCAGCCGCUGCCGAGACCCGACGAGCGCUGCAGGAGGGCGAGCGACAAGAGCUGCCCCUGGCCCCUCCGGAGGUGCGCUGCCUCAACCUUCUGUGCCCUCUGAGCUUCCACUUCGAGGGACGUAGCUCCUGCCUGGAGCUUCGCGCCGAGCUCGCGCGGCGAGUCGGCCUUGCACGGCCUUUCCACUUUGGAGAGGUGAAGCUGUGGGCAGAGCUGUUUGACCGGUUUAGGAAGAUGGAGGAGGCGGGUGCUACUUUCAGCACUGAGGAGACGGCUCUACGCGCAGAGGUAGAUCGGGAGCUGGCCCGCUGCGCGAAUUUUUGGGAAGGCGUCGCUCAGGCUUCAGAAGCGCAGCUCUCCAAAGAGGAGUUCGUGCUGUGGGUGAAAGGCUCAGAAGGCUUCCACCUUAUGUGGUUCAGCAACUUCCCGCUGAGCAAAUUUUUGAGCGGUCCAUCCACGGCUGGCUAA